Dryobates pubescens (Downy woodpecker) is the source of this 1041-nucleotide messenger RNA. RefSeq names its product BCL2 family apoptosis regulator BOK (gene BOK). The record is from RefSeq and is a predicted model, not a curated record. The coding region runs from base 157 to 798 and encodes 213 amino acids. Gene Ontology annotation, cellular component: mitochondrial outer membrane. Lineage: Eukaryota; Metazoa; Chordata; Aves; Piciformes; Picidae. Gene Ontology annotation, molecular function: protein heterodimerization activity; protein homodimerization activity. The transcript has 4 exons. Gene Ontology annotation, biological process: extrinsic apoptotic signaling pathway in absence of ligand; regulation of apoptotic process; intrinsic apoptotic signaling pathway in response to DNA damage.
GUAAAAUGAAAACCUGGCCUUUUGAGACUAGCUGCUGGGAGCUGUGACUACCUAAGGGAGCAGAGGAUAACUGAGCAGCUCCUGCAGGUUCUCCUCUGACGCAUCAGGUCAGCCUUGCGGCAGCUGCGUGCUGAGGGCUGGCUUCACCAGCCAGGGAUGGAAGUGCUACGCCGCUCCUCAGUCUUUGCUGCAGAGGUGAUGGAGGUUUUUGACAGGUCUCCCACUGACAAGGAGCUUGUGUCCCAAGCCAAGGCUCUCUGCAGAGACUACAUAAAUUCCAGGCUAAUCCGAGCAGGUGUCAGCUGGAGCAAACCUGAGCACAGUGCCCCAGUGCCCGGUGGUAAGCUGGCCGAGGUGUCCACCAUCCUGCUGCGCCUAGGGGAUGAGCUGGAAUACAUUCGCCCCAACGUGUACCGGAACGUGGCUCGGCAGCUGAACAUCUCCCUGCACUCGGAGACGGUGGUGACCGACGCCUUCCUGGCCGUGGCCGCGCAGAUCUUCAGCGCAGGCAUAACGUGGGGCAAGGUGGUGUCUCUCUACGCCGUGGCAGCGGGCCUGGCAGUCGACUGCGUGCGGCAUGCCCAGCCAGCCAUGGUUCACACCAUCGUAGACUGCCUGGGGGAGUUUGUCCACAAGACCUUGGUGCCAUGGCUGAAAAGGAGAGGAGGCUGGGCAGACAUCACGAAAUGUGUGGUGAAUACUGACCCUGGCCUCCGCUCUCACUGGCUGGUGGCUGCUGUCUGCAGCUUUGGGCACUUCCUCAAGGCCAUUUUCUUCGUCCUGUUGCCUGAGAGAUGAAUCUGAGUCACCCAGUGCAGCCCCCCUACCCCAUCUCCUCCCCGGCUCCAGAAGCAGUGGUAAUGGCAGUCUCUGAAGAGGAGGAAGAGAAGAACCAGGACAAACAAAACACUUGUUCUCCUCUCCCUUGAACUGGGAGCAAUGACCAAACUUCUUGCAGCCACAGGAGCCUCUCUCACCAUUAAUCCUUUCCAGAAUCUUAUUUCCCUGGGUGACUUGUAUGUGUGGCCUGGAAACUGCCAG